Messenger RNA from Triticum turgidum subsp. durum (durum wheat), 2052 nucleotides. NCBI's taxonomy places the organism in Eukaryota, Viridiplantae, Streptophyta, Magnoliopsida, Poales, Poaceae. The record is from the annotation of a GenBank genome assembly.
AUGACUUUGAGGCUGCAAGUUAUGACUUCCUUCUUUUACUCUUUGAAGAUGUUCACUGGUGUUUAUGACUAUUAUUUGAUUAAUUAUUGUUUCAGUACAUCGAGAAUCUUGUCAUGUUUCAUUACUCUUGCUCCUGUACAGAAUCUUGGUCAGUUUAAAGUGCACUCUGGAGGGCUCGCAUGGAAGAGACAAGGUGGAGGAAAGACAAUUGAGAUCGAUAAAGCUGAUUUAACUUCUGUGACAUGGAUGAAAGUCCCCAGGGCAUAUCAGCUUGGAGUCAGAAUCAAAGAUGGCCUGUCCUACACAUUUAUUGGCUUCCGCGAACAGGAUGUAAGCAGCCUGAUCAAUUUCAUGCAAAAGAAUUUGGGCAUCUCACCAGAUGAAAAGCAGUUAUCUGUUGGUGGUCACAACUGGGGAGGGAUUGGCAUAGUUGGAAGCAUGCUUACCUUUAUGGUUGAAUCGAAGCAAGCAUUUGAAGUUUCUCUAGCAGACGUCUCACAGACCCAGAUACAAGGCAAAACAGAUGUUCUCUUGGAGUUCCAUGUUGAUGAUACUACUGGUGCUAAUGAGAAAGACUCGCUCAUGGAUAUGAGUUUUCAUGUACCCACGUCAAAUACUCAAUUUCCUGGAAACGAGAAUCGUACUUCAGCUCAGAUACUGUGGGAGGCAAUACUUGCUAGGGCUGAUAAUGGUUCCGGCUCUUCUGGAGAGGCAGUUGUCACCUUUGAAGGAAUAGCUAUUCUUACACCAAGAGGACGAUACGCCGUUGAGCUUCAUCUUCCAUUUCUGCGCCUUCAAGGACAAGCUAAUGAUUUUAAAAUCCAAUAUAGCAGCAUUCUUCGCCUCUUUGUUUUGCCAAAGUCAAACAACCCUCAUACAAUUGUGGUUGUCACUCUUGAUCCGCCAAUCCGUAAAGGACAAACGCUAUAUCCUCACAUUGUCAUUCAGUUUGAGACGGAUACAGUAGUUCAAAAAAACAUGAAAUUAAGCAGAGAGUUGCUUGAUGAAAAAUACAAGGAUAGGCUAGUGGAAUCUUAUCAGGGUCUAGUACAUGAGGUAUUCGUCAAAGUCCUCCGCGGUCUUUCUGGUGCUAAAGUCACAAGGCCGGGUUCUUUCAGAAAUUACAAAAAUGGAUAUGCAGUUAAAUCAUCACUCAAAGCUGAAGAUGGACUGUUGUAUCCACUUGAAAAGGGUUUCUUCUUUCUGCCAAAGCCCCCUACACUCAUUUUAGAUGAAGAGAUUGAGUUUGUUGAAUUUGAACGGCAUGGUGCUGGUGGCGCCAGUAUGUCAUCUCAGUAUUUUGACCUCCUGGUCAAGCUAAAAAAUGACCAAGAGCAUCUCUUCAGAAAUAUUCAGAGGAGUGAAUACCGUAACCUCUUCAACUUUAUCAAUGGAAAGGGCUUGAAACUAAUGAACCUUGGAGAUGGUCAAGGUACAAGUGGUGUCACAGAUGUUCUACAGGACACUGAUGAUGUUGCUCCUGAUCCACACCUAGAGAGAAUAAAAAAUCAGGCCGCGAGUAGUGAGGACAGUGAUGAAGAGGAUGAAGAUUUUGUUCUGCAUAAGGAUGAUGGCGGAUCUCCUACUGAUGAUUCUGGUGGUGAGGAAUCAGAUGCUAGUGAAAGUGGUGGCGGAAAACAGUCAUCCAAAAUGGAAGCCCGUAGUUCAAAGCCACCUGUGAAAAGGAAGCCUAAGGGCAAGGAUGGCGAAGGUUCAGGGAAAAGGAAGCCUAAGGGCAUGGAUGGCGAAGGUUCAGAGAAGAGGAAACCAAAGAAGAAGAAAGAUCCUAACGCCCCCAAAAGACCAAUGAUGCCAUUCAUGUAUUUCUCAAUGGCUGAGCGGGCAGGUGUGAAGGGCAGCAAUCCAGAUUUGGCUCCAACCGAUAUUGCAAAGAAGCUUGGCGAGAUUUGGCAAAAGAUGUCAACCGAAGACAAGCAACCUUACAUUCUGCAGUCUCAAGCCGACAAGAAGCGGUACGAGAAGGAAUCUGCUGCCUACCGCGCUGCUGCCCCAGUGGACGUGGACGCCGGGUCCGGCAAUGGCUCUGACUAG